This is a messenger RNA of Chlamydomonas reinhardtii, 2240 nucleotides long. RefSeq lists its product as uncharacterized. NCBI's taxonomy places the organism in Eukaryota, Viridiplantae, Chlorophyta, Chlorophyceae, Chlamydomonadales, Chlamydomonadaceae. The record is from RefSeq and is a predicted model, not a curated record. The transcript has 7 exons. The coding region runs from base 217 to 1665 and encodes 482 amino acids.
GGCAUUCCAUACAGCAAGAAUUGACGGAGCUGCGAAGACCGCGGAACUAAGGAAACCUGUUCUUAGUUAUUUUGGCCCCUUCUGUAUCGUCCCAGCUUUAUCGAGUGUUGAAUAACCAAAUUGAUCGAUCUGAAGGCGACUGCGUUGUUGCGGGGGGGCCUGCCCACUGCCAUAUUCAGCAGCUGGGACCUCUGUGACUAGCGGGACCACAGCAUAAUGAACAAAUCGAGGGCGCCUCCGGAUGCGCGCAUCCAAAAGAUGCGUGAGCUGGAGGAACGGCUUGCGAACCUAAAGGCGGACCGCAAGGUUGAGCAAAAGAUGGUUGCUGUUGCGGAGUUUGAGGCGCGUACCACGAAGAAGAUUGUGGGCAACCUGGUACAGCAGCGCUACGAUGCACUGAAGGCGCGCGCUGAGGCAGACCUGAACGCCCGCCGGCAGCGGCUCGCGGAUAAGCUGGACGCUGAGGACCUGGCCAUGCGCCAGGAGCUGCUCGCUAGCAAGAAGACGCCGGAGCAGCGGAGGGCGGAGCUGGCGGAGCGGGCGCGCGCACUGGCAGCGACACGUGAGGCAGAGCGACAGGCGCUGGCGUCCACCCUGUACGAGAAGGCGUUCAUCCAGAGCUGUGACGUUCUGCGUGAUGAGAACUCGAAGCGCAUUUUGUACCGCACGAUAGAGGAGCGCAAUGCGCAGAUUGAGCACAAGAUGGCGCAGCGGAUCAUGGAGGCCGAGGAGAAGCGCAUGUGGCACGAGAUGAGCGAGGUCGAGCGGCAAAAGAUGGAGCAAAGAUACCUGGACGACAAGCGCCGUGACCGCGAGAAGCGCGAGGAGGUACUGCGCAUCCUAGACGAGCAGGUGCGCCAGGUUAACGCGCGGCGCGCCGAGGCCAGCAUGCUGCGCCGCGCUGAGAUCGCGGAGCUCAACGCCACGUGGCGACAGAUGGCGGCGGACCAGGAGGCCGCCGAUGUGCAGGAGCGCGAGAACAUGAAGAAGCUGGCGGCGGAGCUGCAAGAGUUCAACCGCAUCAAGCAGAUGGAGAUCUCGGAGGCCGAGCGCUCGGAGAGGGAGCUGGACCUGAAGAUCCUGCAGGAGGCGCUCUCCAAGGAGGCCGCGGACGAGGCGGCAGAGCUGGCGUUCCGCGAGCGGCGCCGUGAGGAAAUGCGGCGCUACCGCGAGCAGCUGGCGCUUAUGAUGGAGAAGGAGCGCGAGGAGACGGCGGAGCGGGACGCGCUCAUCCUCAAAGCGCAGCUGGAGCAGGAGGCCAAGCGCGAUGCGGAGCUGGCAGCACGCGACGAGGCGCGGAGGCAACUCAUGGCGCAGGUGGACGCCAUCCGGCAGAUCCAGAUCCAGGAGAAGCUGGCCAAGAGGCUGGAGCGCGCGGAGGAGAAGGCGUUCGAGCGAGCGCAGAUGGCGGAGGAGGUGGCCAAGGCGGAGUCGGAUGCGGCGGCCAAGGAUGCAGCGGAUCGCAAGGCGGGCAUCCAGCGGCGACUGGAGUUGCAGACUAUGAUGGUGGCCAAGGCGCAUAUGAAGGCGGCAGAGCUGGACGAGAAGCUGGCGGAAGGCGAGGCCACCAAGCGCGUAGAGGACCAGUUCAAGGCCAAGGUGAACCAGACGCUGUCAAGCACGGACCCGCCCGUGUGGCACGGCCGGCGGAAGUUCGAUUGGUGAGCAUGUGGCGACCAAGUGGUUGUAGCGGCCGCGGAGUUGGGAUGCAGGCCCAGGCUAUCAGUGUGUGGAGCAGGCGGGAGCCACUGUGGCAGUGGGUGCUGUGUUUGUUUGCUUCGACUGUGGGUACCAUUAGCUUUGAGGGUUUACGCGAAAGGUGUUCAGGUAGUAGUCUAGCGCUGGCGGUACGCUGGCAAUUCCUCGGUGCGCUCAGGACCAGCAGCGCUGCUGUGAAGUAGCAAGCAAGGCCUGGAUUCCUGAUAUUGCUUAGCUUGAGUUGGCACGCGCACAGGCAUGACCAGCAGGAGAACCGUGUUACCGUGGCCAGCCGUGGCCGACUGUCAGCUGAUGAGUCUGACUUUGCUUCUGUCACUGUCCCCGAUAUCACGGCCAGCGGUAACACUGUCUUCACCUGGUAUAGAUGAGGCCCGGCAGCGCGCACAACCCACAGAAUGGGUUGUACAGAAAGCAAGGACAGACAAGGGCAGCUGAGUGUCCCGAGCUUAAGCCUUAAGGAAGCCGGCUGACGCACAACAUGGCGCGCGGUUAUCUCGUCAAAGAUGCAACUGCUGUCUCUG